AAGAUGACGUGAAGAUAACAAGCUCUUAUCUCCGAAAAAGAAAAGUCUGUAAUUGAUUUGUUUGUUCAUUCUUGAUUUUGACAUAUUCACAUGUUCAUGCUUUUUCCCUUUUAGACUCUCACUCUUCAACUUGCUCCUCAAGCCUCUCCUAAUUCCUAAUUCUUUCACGUGAAUCUCACUUUCAUUUCAUUUCCCUCACUCUCUCUUUCUCUCUUCUCAUAUCACUUUUCUUCCGUGUCUUACAUUUCCAUGGCUACACAGGGAAAAGUAAUCACCUGCAAAGCUGCUGUGGCUUGGGAACCAAACAAGCCAUUGAGUGUUGAGGAUGUUGACGUGGCACCACCGCAGGCUGGAGAGGUCAGAAUCAAAAUUCUCUACUCUGCUCUCUGUCACACAGAUGCUUAUACUUGGAGUGGCAAGGAUCCAGAAGGUCUAUUCCCCUGUAUACUUGGUCAUGAGGCUGCUGGGAUUGUGGAAAGUGUUGGCGAAGGUGUUACUUCAGUUCAGCCUGGAGAUCAUGUCAUACCCUGCUACCAAGCUGAAUGUGGAGACUGCAAGUUCUGCAAAUCCGGCAAAACAAACCUCUGCGGCAAGGUUCGUUCGGCCACCGGAGUUGGCGUCAUGCUGAGCGAUCGCAAGAGUCGUUUCUCCGUCAAUGGAAAGCCUAUCUAUCAUUUCAUGGGAACUUCCACAUUUAGUCAAUACACUGUUGUUCAUGAUGUUAGUGUGGCUAAGAUUGAUCCCAAUGCACCUUUGGACAAAGUUUGUCUUCUUGGAUGUGGGGUUCCAACUGGCCUUGGAGCUGUUUGGAACACAGCAAAGGUGGAAGCAGGUUCAAUUGUUGCUGUUUUUGGCCUUGGAACUGUUGGUCUUGCUGUUGCGGAGGGUGCAAAAGCUGCCGGUGCAUCACGGAUUAUUGGCAUAGAUAUCGAUCGCAAUAAGUUUGAAAGAGCAAAGAAUUUCGGAGUCACAGAGUUUAUCAAUCCAAAGGAGCAUGAAAAGCCAAUUCAGCAGGUCAUAGCUGAUCUCACAGAUGGUGGAGUUGAUUACAGCUUUGAGUGCAUUGGAAAUGUCUCGGUGAUGAGAGCUGCUUUGGAAUGCUGCCAUAAAGGCUGGGGUACAUCAGUAAUUGUAGGUGUUGCAGCAUCAGGUCAAGAAAUAUCGACUCGGCCCUUCCAGUUGGUGACCGGGCGAGUCUGGAAAGGAACAGCUUUCGGAGGCUUCAAGAGCAGGUCACAAGUACCUUGGCUUGUUGACAAGUACAUGAAGAAGGAAAUCAAGGUUGAUGAGUACAUUACACACAGUUUGAACCUUGCUGAGAUUAACAAAGCAUUUGACCUUUUGCAUGAAGGAGGGUGUCUCCGUUGUGUUCUUGCAUUGCAUGUAUGAAUUGAGGUGUUAUGCUGAUUUCUGUGUUUUUUCAUGAGUGUAAAAUUUGUAAGAUCAUUUUCAUGGCUUUUUAAUAAUAAAUUUAAAAUAUGAAUUGUAUCUUCAUUUAUCUCUUUCCAAACUUGUAUUAUUUCAUCAAGAAGCCUUUGCAGUGUUAAUGAUAUUGUUACAAAUCCUUUUGCA
Messenger RNA from Arachis duranensis, 1572 nucleotides. Its product is annotated as alcohol dehydrogenase class-3. Gene Ontology annotation, cellular component: cytosol. Lineage: Eukaryota; Viridiplantae; Streptophyta; Magnoliopsida; Fabales; Fabaceae. The coding region runs from base 250 to 1389 and encodes 379 amino acids. Gene Ontology annotation, biological process: formaldehyde catabolic process. The transcript is spliced from 9 exons. The record is from RefSeq and is a predicted model, not a curated record. Gene Ontology annotation, molecular function: S-(hydroxymethyl)glutathione dehydrogenase [NAD(P)+] activity; zinc ion binding.